Bactrocera dorsalis (oriental fruit fly) is the source of this 881-nucleotide messenger RNA. RefSeq names its product MRG/MORF4L-binding protein (gene MrgBP). Gene Ontology annotation, cellular component: NuA4 histone acetyltransferase complex; nucleus. The record is from RefSeq and is a predicted model, not a curated record. Gene Ontology annotation, biological process: regulation of transcription by RNA polymerase II. The transcript has 2 exons. The coding region runs from base 150 to 785 and encodes 211 amino acids. Lineage: Eukaryota; Metazoa; Arthropoda; Insecta; Diptera; Tephritidae.
AAAGAAGAAAAACACGAGUUUGCGUGAGAAUUGCACAAGUUUUGUCAACUCGGCCGGCAUCUAUUCGUGUAGUACAAGACCAUUGAUCAAUAUAAUUAAAAACGUGUUUGUGUGAAAUCUUGUGAAAUUCUUGAAGAAAUUUUUCCAAUAUGACGGUUUCGCGGGAAAAGGCAUCUUUAGCUGUGGUGCCUCCCAGCGAUAGUGAACAAAUCGAAUGGUCGGCCGAAGAAGAAAUCCAAUUGUUUUUUGCAUUGGAAGGUUUGAAGCCAGUCGGUAUAAAUAAGCAUUUCUAUAUGGCUUGUAUUGCUGAUCGCUUGUCGAAAAAUUUACAACGUGAUGUACCAGCCGAAGCAAUAUGGGCACACUUACGUACUAUGUACAAUUUGGAUGUAUUAGAUGAAUUGGAACCGCUGCCAUUUCCCAAUGAAGAAAGGGAAUUUUCACUGCCGGAGACCGAGUUCUCAGCAUUGCUGUCAAAAAAACGUGCUGAGAGCGAAGAGAAACAACGGCUUAGUAGUGUGGAUUCUAGUGGUGGUCCGCCCUCUAUUAUUGCUGUUGCUACUGAUAAUACAACAAAGAGCGCUAGUUCAGAUAAAACUUCAGCACACAAAGCUAAUGCCAGUAGUCACAAUACAAAGGAGAUGGACAAAAAGAUUACAGCAAAGCUGACUGAUAUGCCGAAACGUGCACCAAAACGUACGCGUGGUUCACUGUCUUUAGAAUCUAAUAGUAGUCCAUCCACAACACCACCGCCAGUGCAAAGCAAUAAGAGGCGGCGCAUAUAAAUACCAAAAAAUUUAGUAUUUAAGCCUACCAAUCAAAUAUUGUGUUAGAAUACAAAUAAUAAUAAUUAGAAUAGUGCUGGAGCAACGUCAAAUGUA